AGAUAAGCUCUGGUGUUACGCCACUGGUAAUUGUAGUAACCUUUUAGGUAAACAGAAACAGGGCAUCCCAGAUACGAGCAAAGAUCCAAAGCCGUACAGGUAUACAUGUAGUUGAACGCACCAAGCGUACGCCGUACUUUGUGCGCGGGCGAUAUUUAAGUUGCGCGACCAGGCAGCAGGCCUUGUAGCAAGCCGGCCGCCAAGUCGGUAUAUAUAGCGGUGGCUUAGGGGAGCUGGGCUCAGAGAUGCGAUGCAACCUGCACAGUGCCGGCGAGCAGUGGUCGGGCGAAGCAGCACCGCAUCCACGCCCCGCUCUCUUCCCCGUGUCUGCUUCCUCGCCUAGUUUUGGCUCCAAAUCAUCCCUCAAUCCCUCAUUCCGUGCACUCACCACUCUUGAAGGACAGAGAAAAGGAAGCUAGAUAGCUUAGAUUGAAGAGCGGUUCGAUCUGCGCGCAGGUAAUGCCAUCCUGCACGGGGAGCCGCCGGCCGAGGCGCGGCGGUGGCGGCGGCGGAUCCGUACUAAGGCUCCUCGUCGUUGCGGUGGCGGCCGUCGUCGCCUUCCUGUGCGGCGGUUGCUUCGUCGCCGGGUGCUGGGGGACUGGCGUGCUCCGUUCGGAUUCCGGGAGGAUGGCAGGCGGAGCAGUGGCGACGACCCAUGCCGGUGACCUGGAGGGCGGCGGCUACUACGAGGAAGACGACGGCGGGCGGCGGCAACGGCGGCGGCUGUUGUCCGGCGGGGGCCACGGGCCCGGGUCGCACCCGCCGCGGUGCGCGUCCAAGUGCGGGAGCUGCACCCCGUGCUCCCCGGUGCACGUGUCGGUGCCGCCGGGCGGCGUGCUGGUCACCACGGAGUACUACCCCGAGGCGUGGCGCUGCAAGUGCCGCGACCGCCUCUACAUGCCGUAAAAAAUGUGCAAACCACAGUCCGGGUUCGGGAAUUCCCCGGGUUUUCGAGUCCGGCGGGCUGAGCAGAACCACACGCCGCGGCAGGCCGGUGUGCGGAAACCGGUCUGUGUACGUGCUCUGGCGAGCUGGCGUGUGGUGGCCGAGAGAAUUAAAUUGAUGGACUGGCGCGAGGACGCACGUGGUGGCCUACCGAGGCCCGCCAGCUCGUGCAAUCUCUGAAGUCUGCUGCUGCUCCCUGCCGUGCCGAGUCUGGAGAGCGGACGUGGGGUGGCAGCACCGGACCGGACCUACAACGGGGGCGGUGGCGCAUGCAGAGGGAGGUGGGAAAGCAGCUUCCCCAGGCGCCUGAUCUUGCCAUGAUUUUCGUGCGUGUCACAUUCUUGAUUUCUUGGGAGUACUAGUAUCUGUGUGUAUAUGGCCUUUUCUUUUCUUUUCUCCUCGCAACUCUCAUUUUUAGUUACCCUCGUUAGUUUUUUUAUCCAAGUUUUGCAUGUUAAUUACUACACUACGGAGUAUCUUUUUUUUUUACGGGAUACUACACUAUUAUUUGGUGGCGCUCGCUCUACCUGGCCUGAAAUGAUAUAUCUUCCCCUCUA
Brachypodium distachyon (stiff brome) is the source of this 1502-nucleotide messenger RNA. RefSeq names its product EPIDERMAL PATTERNING FACTOR-like protein 6. NCBI's taxonomy places the organism in Eukaryota, Viridiplantae, Streptophyta, Magnoliopsida, Poales, Poaceae. The transcript has 3 exons. Bases 460 to 906 code for a protein of 148 amino acids. The record is from RefSeq and is a predicted model, not a curated record. Gene Ontology annotation, biological process: stomatal complex development; guard cell differentiation.